Plasmodium yoelii is the source of this 669-nucleotide messenger RNA. Its product is annotated as conserved Plasmodium protein, unknown function. The coding region runs from base 1 to 669 and encodes 222 amino acids. The record is from RefSeq and is a predicted model, not a curated record. The transcript has a single exon. Lineage: Eukaryota; Apicomplexa; Aconoidasida; Haemosporida; Plasmodiidae.
AUGAAAAAUUAUAGAAUAUACAUUUUGAACGUUUUUAAAAAACCGUUCCCUUUAAGAAUCGUCAGAGAAAAACAUACAAAUUCAAAUGAGAGUAUAGGAAAAUUAAAAAUGGAAGAAAAAAUAAUACAACCAAGCAAAAGUCAAACAAAUAUAUUUAUAAAUAAAAAUAAACAGAAAAUAUCUAAUAAUGAAAAUAAUAAUAUAAAAACAUUUUUAAGAAAAUAUAAUAUAUAUAUAACAUAUUAUAGUGGUUUUAUAUUUAUGUUUUCUAUAUUUUCAUAUUGUGUUAUUAAUUUGGCAUGGAUGUUUUUUGAAAAACCAAUUCCCUUAAUAAUCGUAAAGGAAAAUGUUUUAAAAGAUAAAAAAUUAAUAGAUGAAUAUGAACAAGUCAUAUUUUCCAAAUAUUGGACUGGUUAUAUUAAUGAGGACAGUGCUCGAAUUAUAAUUAAUAUCAAAAGUAAAAAUAAGCGUGAUAAAAAAGGGAAAAUUAUUAGUAAUUUAAUUAAAAAAAAUAAUGAAUGGGUUAUAAAAACAUUAACAUAUUAUAAUGUAAAAAAAAAUGAUAAUUUACAAACAGAUGAUUUGAAAACAUUAAAACAAAACAUGGCAAAUAGCAGUUUAUGCCCAAUAAAUAAUGACAGUUUUGUAUGCAAAAAAAGUACCAAAUAA